Messenger RNA from Miscanthus lutarioriparius, 252 nucleotides. NCBI's taxonomy places the organism in Eukaryota, Viridiplantae, Streptophyta, Magnoliopsida, Poales, Poaceae. The record is from the annotation of a GenBank genome assembly.
AUGACCUCAAAGGCACUGUUUUUUCACGAUGCGUCACUGACUCAAAAUGAUAAUGAUAUUGUUUACCUCGACCAAAAUUAUGUUGAGUACAUGGGUUCUCCAAUCUAUAUUGGUGGUAGAACAAGGAACCUUUUGCAACAUGCAAUCUGGAAUGACACAUCUUUCCUCACUUUGGUGAAUGUCAUGGAUUAUUCUCUCCUUGUGGGAGUGGACAAAGGGAAGCAUGAACUUGUGUUUGGCAUCAUUGAUUAA